AUGAGUGACGUUCAAAUGGAAGAUGCUGAACAAGUCUAUGACUUAGAUAAAAUAAAAUUAUUGCCAGGAUCAUCUGAGGAUGGUACUUCAGCUUCAUUUCAAAUAGUUGAUGAAGACCAUACUUUGGGAAAUGCUUUAAGAUAUAUCAUAAUGAAAAACCCUGAAGUUGAAUUCUGUGGUUAUUCUAUUCCUCAUCCUUCAGAAAACAAGUUGAAUAUCAGAAUUCAAACUUAUGGGAAUAUAACUGCCACUGAAGCUUUGCAUUUAGGAUUAGAUAACUUAUCUGAAUUAUGUAAUGUCAUUGAAGAGAAAUUCAAUGAAGCAAUGAAUUAA
This is a messenger RNA of Yamadazyma jaroonii, 333 nucleotides long. The record is from the annotation of a GenBank genome assembly. NCBI's taxonomy places the organism in Eukaryota, Fungi, Ascomycota, Pichiomycetes, Serinales, Debaryomycetaceae.